Physella acuta is the source of this 2386-nucleotide messenger RNA. Its product is annotated as zinc finger protein 883. The record is from RefSeq and is a predicted model, not a curated record. NCBI's taxonomy places the organism in Eukaryota, Metazoa, Mollusca, Gastropoda, Physidae.
UAUUUGCGUAACUCUUGCUAGAUCUAGAAUCUAGAUCUAAUCAUUAGACCUUUUCUAGCUAGAUAAAUCUAGAUCUAGAUUUAUAUCAAUUAUUUAAGGACUAAAAAUGUAUUAUGAUUAUAAAACGGAUUGUAUUUUUAUCUAAUUAAUCUUUGUUUAUUUUCAGUUUAUGUGCAAUAAUUCAUCAAUCUAAAGCUAUGCAAAACACCAAGGACACUAAUAGUAUACUUUGGGAGAGUUCAUUUAUGGUUAAACAGGAAUUGAGUGACGAAAUCUUUACAUUUAUGGACAUGAAAUCAAAAGAAAUAUCAGCUAUUCCAAGUUCAGAAGGAUUAAAAACAAAUAUAUCAAAACUCUUUUCAAAUUCUGAAGAUAUAAAGCAAAAUGUAUCAACACAAUUUUCAACUGUUAAAGACAAAUACUUGGAGGAAACAAUGCCAUUUUUAGCUUUAGAAGAUAAAAAACUUGAUAAAACAAAGCCUUUUUUUAAUUUAGAAGAGAUGAAACAAGAUAACCCAACAUCAUUUUCAUCUUCUGAAGACAUGAAACCAAAUAUAUCAACAGCAUUUUCAAUUUUUGAAGAUAUAAAACCUGAAAUAUUAACAAUUUCAUCUUUGGAGAGUGAACAACAAAAUGGUUUCAAAUUGCAGUCACAACUUUUUCUCCCACUGGGUUCAACUGAUUUUAAAGAAAAUUUAGCAGUUUUAAAAUCAGAUCUUCAGAAUGAAUUAAAAGAACUGAAGUUAUUGCAUACAAAAUUAAUUGAUAAUCUCCCAACAGAAUAUCAGAUCAAUGAUAAGGGACUGAAGACAUACAAGUGUGAUAUGUGUUGUCAAAGAUUUUUCCAUUUUGAUCAUGUUAAACAACACAUAAACAUUCACACAAGGGUGAAUCCAUAUGGUCAUGAUUUUUAUCAGCAAGAAGUUGUUAUGAUCAGUCAGGGUGAACAUAUUAACAAAAUAAACCUAGAACAGGUAUACAAUAAGUCUAGUUUGUCUAAAAAGUUCACUUCAGAGUCUUGUUUAUCCACACACACAAAUAUUCAUUCUGGAAUUAAGACAUAUGAAUGCUAUGUUUGUCAUAAAAAGUUUGCUCAGAAGAGUAAUUUAUCUAGACAUAAAAUAACUAUCCAUUCUAGUCUCAAGCCACAUAAAUGCGAUGUUUGUCAUAAAAGUUUUGCUCUUAAAUCUAGAUUAUCUACACAUAAAAAUAUUCAUUUACCAGAGAGACCAUAUGAAUGUGAUGUGUGUCACAAAAAAUUUAAUCUCAAAAGUAAUUUAUCCACACAUAAAAAUAUUCAUUUACCAGAGAGACCAUAUGAAUGUGACGUGUGUCAUAAAAAAUUUAGUGAUAAACGUUAUUUAUCACAACAUAAAAAUGUUCAUUUACCAGAGAGACCAUAUGAAUGUGAUGUGUGUCAGAAAAAAUUUAAUUGUAAACGUCAUUUAUCUACACAUAAAAAGAUUCAUUCAGGAGAUAGACCUUAUGAAUGUGAUGUGUGUCAUAAAAAAUUUAAUUGUAAACAUCAUUUAUCUAAACAUAAAAAUAUUCAUUCAGGAGAUAGACCUUAUGAAUGUGAUGUGAGUCAUAAAAAAUUUAAUCAUCAAGUUCAUUUAUCUAGACAUAAAAAUAUUCAUUUACCAGAGAAACAAUAUGAAUGUGAUGUGUGUCACAAAAUAUUUAAUCAUAAAGGUUAUUUAUUAGAACAUAAAAAGAUUCAUUCAGGAGACAGACCAUAUGAAUGUGAUGUGUGUCAUAAAAAAUUUAAUCGUAAAUUUCAUUUAUCUACACAUAAAAAUAUUCAUUUACCAGAGAGACCAUAUGAAUGUGAUGUGUGUGACCAAAAAUUUAAUCAUAAAAGUAAUUUAUCUACACAUAAAAACAUUCAUUUACCAGAGAGACCAUAUGAAUGUGAUGUGUGUCACAAAAAAUUUAGUCAUAAAGGUUAUCUAUCAGAACAUAAAAAUAUUCAUUUACCAGUGAGACCAUAUGAAUGUGAUGUGUGUCAUAGAAAAUUUAAUAGUAGACGUCAUUUAUCUACACAUAAAAAUAUUCAUUUACCAGAGAGACCAUAUGAAUGUGAUGUGUGUCAUAAAAAAUUUAAUUGUAAAGGUAAUUUGUCUACACAUAAAAAUUGUCAUUUACCAGAGAGACCAUAUGGAUGUGAUGUGUGUCACAAAAAAUUUAAUCAUAAAAGUAAUUUAUCUAGACAUAAAAAUAUUCAUUUACCAGAGACAAUAUGAAUGUGGCAUUUGUCAUUAAAGGUUUGCUCAUAAGUCUAGUUUAUCUACACACACAAAUUUUCACUCAGGGCUUAAGCCAGCUGAAUGUGUUGUUGGUCAUUAAAUUCUUUUUCACAAGGGUCUUUAAUUAUCUGUAUAUAAAA